Molecule: messenger RNA, 1397 nt
Organism: Procambarus clarkii (red swamp crayfish)
Lineage: Eukaryota; Metazoa; Arthropoda; Malacostraca; Decapoda; Cambaridae
Source: RefSeq, a predicted model, not a curated record
UGAAAGAGCACAAGGUGGCAAGUUACAUAUAAAACUUGAAUUGGCUAUCAGCUUGAGUGCUUCCAGACUCCUAGUGGCUCUGAACAGACUUGAGGUUGUGUAACCUUUAGCAAGGUCCCAGUUCCAAGAACCCGACUGUAGUCGGGUUCGUUCUCCUCUCACAAUCAAGACUUCCGGGUUCGAAUCCCAGGCUGGACAGCCAAGACUCAGAUGUCGAAUUCCAGGAUUGGUUGGGUGCACUGCUUAUCACCUAAUGCCCCUGUCCACCUAGCAGUAAAUAGAGCAUUCUCGCGUCUCAAGACCACACUGCCCUGGGUUCCGGCAGACACGAAGCUCUCCAAGCUGGACACUCUACGGCUCGCGACCUCCUAUAUUGGUCACCUGAGAGCUAUCCUGCAGGAGGAAGGAGAGGUCAGGACACAGACCCAUCCUCUAUCACUGACGUGGCCAUUCAGUUUCCCGAGAUCAGAGACGUCUGGAGCCUCCUCGGAGCACUGCGACACCUACGCCCAUAUAGAGUCAACGCCCACCACCCAUGGCCACACCCAUUGCCACACCCACUCUCAGCCACAGGUGGACAGAUACUUCAGCGACGACUUGCCCGAUUACGACUACUACCCGUCAGAGCUGCUUCAUAUUGCUUGACAUCUGAACCUGUCAACUCCACAUCUGCUAACUCCACACCUGUCAAGACUACGCGUAUAUCAAGACCAGGCCUGUUAACACCACAUAGGUCAAUGCCACAAAUUUGUCAAGAAAGCGAUUGUCAACACCUUACAAUUGUCAAGAACACGGAGUUGUCAAGGUCACAUAUACCACUCUAGACAACGCAUCUGUCAAGAUCACACCCAUUUAAAUCACUUGCCUGCCAAGACCAUUCACCUGCCAAGACCACUCACCUGCCAAGACCACGCGUGUAUUAGCAGCAGCCUUUUGACACAGACACACAUUAGGCCACCUGCCAGUUAAGGCCACACAUCUACACAGAGCUGAACCUGACGACACCUGACACACGCCAAGACCUUAUUUAUUUAGUCUAUUCUGAUGAUGAUCACCUUUGACAUGACCUACAACUGCCGCGGUAUAGUCCGGUCAAGCGCCCAUACACAACCUGGGCUGUCAAGUGCCCAUACACAACCUGGGCUGUCAAGCGCCCAUACACAACCUGGGCGGAUUCCAGAUCAAUUUGACCAAAGUAUUCUGGAAGGCUUCUUGUCUGCUUGCGACUCCAGAGGACUCGAAACACACAUCGAACUCCCUCAUUAAAACUGACUUCAGCCGCUGCUCCCGAAGCUAAACAGCUCCUGAUCUACCGUGUUAUGUAAACUGUAUAGUCUAAAGUGCUUUACGUGGGGUGAAUAUCAGUGCUUUACGUGGGGUGAAUAUCGGUGCUUUAC